Malassezia globosa CBS 7966 is the source of this 3315-nucleotide messenger RNA. RefSeq lists its product as uncharacterized. Bases 1 to 3315 code for a protein of 1104 amino acids. The record is from RefSeq and is a predicted model, not a curated record. Gene Ontology annotation, cellular component: nucleus. Lineage: Eukaryota; Fungi; Basidiomycota; Malasseziomycetes; Malasseziales; Malasseziaceae. The transcript has a single exon.
AUGCCGCGCGACUUCCGGCCUAAAGGCCAUGGCGCUGCAUCAAGAAAGCGAGAAAAGGAGCCAGUCCCAAACAAAGAGAAAGAGACUCGUUAUGAUGAUGAGGGGGUUUCAGAAGAUGUGCUGAGACAUCAGGUAGCAGCUCUCGGUGGCACUGAGGAGGAUAUGGCGUUAAUCCAGGGCAAGGGCAAAGAGCGGGCCGCCAAGCUGACAGACUCGGAAUUGACAUCUGAACUCAUGGCUUUCAUGCAAAAAGAAAACAUGCCUACAAGCAACAAAGCCCCAAGCGCUGGCGCUAAAAACACCAAGGUCGAGCAAGAAUCCAUGCGUUCUGAGAAGCAGAACAAGCCGUCCAAGCCAACGAGAAAAGGUCCAGCACAAAAUGAGGCACAAUCUGCAAAAGAAAAACCGCCGUUGAAGGAAAAGAGAUAUAAUGAUAAAUAUAAGAAACCAGGGAAUGAAUCUUUGAUGACAGAACCUGAGAUUAAGCCAUCCACGUCAGGUAAGCAUGUUGUUUUUGAUGGCGGAGGCGCACCAAAGACUUUGAAUCGUGUAGGUCUUCAACUUCGCUUUGAGCCAGUGCCUGACUGGAUGAACAUCCAAUUACCCGAGCUUAGUGAUAAGGCGAAUUCUUUGAAAGAGCCAUCCAACGAAGCCAUCAGUGGCUUGCAUAAGCUGGGCGAUGAGGUGCUCGAAAACGAGAAUGAUACAUACGCACGCCUGGCCUCUGGCGAGAGCGGCAAGAACGUGGUGCUGGGAUCCAUGAACUUCUCAGAUCUGCAAUUCGCACGCACCUUAUUAACGAACAGCAGGGCGAGUACUCUGUCGGAUAGGAUUUCCGCCGUGACUUUGCUUCUCCAAAGCAGUCCUCUGCACAAUCUGAAGGCCCUUGAUCUGCUUAUGAACAUGGCUGGAAAAUCGAAUCGAGAGGAAUCUAGUCGUGCUACACGCGCACUGGCCGACUGGUUCGCAAGUGGCGGCGGUUUGGGCCCUGACAAGCUUCGAUAUUUCCGUGACCAGCCAGCCAUGCCUCGCGCUGCUGCUUUGUAUGAGUCUGACGGGAAGUCCUUGCUGUCAACGUCCACGUCGCCUCUGGCAAACUGUGUGUGUCUAUGGGCUUUUGAGGACCUUUUGAAACGCACGUACUUUGCAUUUGUCCAACUUCUCGAACGCCAGACUCAUGAUACACUUGUUUUCAUGCGCAGACAAGCCGUAUCACAGGUGUUUGUUCUAUUGCGCGAUAAGUCUGAGCAAGAACACAACCUUUUGCGCCUGCUGACGAACAAGUUGGGUGAUCCGGACCGCAGCGUAGCCUCGAGAGCCAGCACACAUCUGAUGGAGCUGCUUCAGGUGCACCCAGCUAUGAAGGCGAUUGUUUUGCGAGAGGUGAGCGAAGCUGUGCUUCGCUCGCAGCAGGUCGUCGUCAGGGACAAUACGCAUUCGACGCCGAAGGGCAAUCAGCAUGCCACCUAUUAUGGUGUUUUGACACUCAAUCAGACCCUGUUCGUUGACAGCGAUGCUCCACUGGCUAAUGAAAUAUUUUCUGUGUACUUCCAGCUCUUUGACGUUUGCUUACAACAAGAGGAAGCUCAGCAGGAAGUGGCAGAGAAGUCCGAGACCUCGGAGACUGGCACACACUCCACGAAGGACAAGGGUCGGUGGCGUGAUAAGCCGAAGACCAAGAGUGCCUCGCCCUCAUCGCAGAACAAGGCAGCCCAUGAUGUGUACGGACGUCUGCUCGCGGGAAUUUUGACGGGUAUUCGGCGUGUGUUUCCAUUUACGACGCUCACUUCAAGUGCACUUGACCAACAUCUGGACACAUUGUUCCGCAUUACGCACACACAUUCUUUCAACAUUGCCGUGCAGGCAUUGCAACUGAUUUUUCAGGUGGCGAUCGGCUCGUCGUCAGAUGGUGAAACAGCACGCGGGUUCUCGCCACAUGUCGCUGAUCGCUACUACCGCAUCUUGUAUGAUUCGCUCUUGGAUUCUCGUCUGGCUACUACGAGCAAACAAGCGAUGUACUUGAAUCUCGUAUACAAGUCGAUGAAGGCUGAUACGGAUUCCGAGCGAGUCAAGGCGAUAGUGAAGCGUCUGUGUCAAGUUCUCAAUUUACAAGAGCCGCCGUUCAUCGUUGGUGCUCUUGUCUUGUUGAGCGAGCUGUUUAGAGCGAAGCCUGGCUUGCGAGCCAUGCUUACAGAGGCAGAGGAUGAAGGGAUUGAACAUUUUGAGGAUGUCGAUGACAAAGACGAUGAUGAUGAUGUACGUGCUCGUGCCACUGUGCGAAAGAGUGGUUCUGAAUACGAUGGACGCAAGCGCGACCCUCGCUUUGCGCAUGCUGGAGAAACGGCCUUGUGGGAUCUUCUUACGCUAGUCCACCAUUAUCAUCCCUCGGUCAGUUUGAAUGCGAUGCAGCUUCUGCGCGGAGAGAAAGUCACAUCGAACGCGGACCUAACAUUGAAUACCCUCAUGCAUUUCCUAGAUCGCUUCGUGUUUAAGAACCCGAAGAAACGUUCAGGCGUCAAAGGAUCAAGCAUCAUGCAGCCCUCGCUCAGUGAUGCAAAAGAUGACGUGCUUGUCCGGCGCACGGAUGCACCGCUUUCUUAUGUGAACACGGCUGACUUCUGGAUGCAAAAUCCCGACAAUAUUCCUCCGGAUCAGCAGUUCUUCUUCCGCUAUUUCCAGACGAAAUUGAAGCGAUCAAAUGCUCCGCCAGAAAAGCCCAAGAAACAGACGGAUGCCGAUGAUGCACUAGAUGAGGAGGAGCGAGAGAAUGAGUAUGAUGACGAGGAUGAUGCAAUUGGCAGCGAUGACGAGGACGAGAAGGAGAUUUGGAAAGCAAUGAAGUCAUCUAUGCCGAAGGAAGAUGAGAUGGAUGACUUGAACGAGGAUGACGAUGAAGUUUUGGCUGAGCUGGAAGCUAAUGCAAGCGCUGAUGAAGCCGAGGAUGCAUCUGAUGUAGCCAUUGACGAUGCUGAUGAGGGACAUGAAGAAGAAGAAGAUGAUGAAGAUGACAUUUCGGAAUAUGAUGAGGAACAGGACGAUGAUACAACGCCUUUCCGUGAUGAUGAAGCUGACGAAGAUGAUGGCGAUAUGUUCUUAGAGGACGAAGAUGACCUCAUUCCCUUUACAAACUUCGAUGACGAAGACGACGAAACGUCUCACACGGCUGGCAGAAAGCGUUCUGCUGAUGAAGUUGAAGAAGCUACAGGAAAGAGCAAAGAGCGCAAAUCCAGGCGUAGCAAGCGUCGGGCGCUUCCUGCCUUUGCAAGUGCUGAGGACUAUGCACACAUGCUUGAUUCUGAUGACGAUGGAAAUUAG